GUGAACGAAUUUAGGGAAAAAUAUUUUUCAUUGGGUAAAUUUCUACUCGAGAUAAAUUUAUUUUUCGGCGUGAUACAGUACAGUAGCAAUAACCUCUAAAUUUAAAUCCAUCUCUCACUUACCGGUAUGAAUUCUUAUGUAGCCUAUUCUGCAUUAUUUUAAAUCGUUUGAGUUGUAUAAUAACAUAGGAGUGAUAAGAGUAGAUAGAUAAUUGGAGAAAUAACAAAUUGUACAACAUUAUUGUUUCACAGUUACUGUGCUGAAAUGAUGUACCUGAGCCUAGUAAUUUUAUGGACCAUAUCUGCAUUAAACUUUUGUGAUGGAGCGAAAAUUCUAGGAAUAUUUCCAACGGCUUCUUUCAGUCAUCAACAGCCUCUACUGGCUGUAACAAGAGCUCUGGCUGAGAAGGGACAUGAGCUCACUGUUAUUACCACCAACCCUAGCAAGACACCAUUGAAAAAUCAUAGAGAAAUCGAUAUAAGCUUUCUAUACCAAGAAUGGCCUGAGUUACAGCAGAAUCGUAUAUUUUCACUGCAGGAAAGAGUCAAUGCUUUCUCGCAUGUUGGAGACUUUCCUCUUUUCAUAGAAUAUUUUAGUCAUAAGGCUCUUGGAUCAAAUCAAUUACAAGACUUCAUAAGAGAAGUGAACGGCACCACAUUUGACCUAAUCAUCUAUGAAGGACUCAGCUACUCCAGUUAUCUAGGCUUCAGUGAAUUGGUUGGCAACCCUGCAGUAUUAUCCAUAGUAACAGUGCACCCGUUCCCAAUCUCCAACGCAAAAGUUGGUAACCCUGAGCUACCAUCUUAUAUUCCGACAAUUUUCUACCCGUACGGCCACAAAAUGUCAUUCUUGGAACGCCUGGUCAAUUUUUCAAUCAACAUCUAUUGUCAGUAUAUAAAAUUGCGCUACUUGGAUCCUCUACAUGAAGAGUUGAUACAGAAAUAUUUUGGGAAUGCAAGGCACACCGCAUAUGAAUUGGAGAAAAAUAUUAGCAUGAUGAUAGUGAGCGCUGACUUAGCCACUGGGUACCCGAGGCCUCUGCAUCCUAAUACAAUUAAUGUGGGACCGAUGCAUCUCCGUAAGCCUGACCCCUUGCCACAGGACCUCCAAACUUGGAUGGACCAAUCACAGGAUGGCGUGAUCUAUUUCAGUUUAGGCAGUAAUAUGAAAGGCACUUCGGUGCCAGCCAAUAAGAGGGCUGCAUUUAUCAGGGCUUUUGCUCAACUGCCCAGCUACAGAGUGCUCUGGAAGUGGGAGGCGGACGAACGUUUGCCAGGCCAGCCUGAUAAUGUACUAGUGAGGAAAUGGCUUCCCCAACAAUCGAUUCUUGCACACCCAAAAACGAAACUGUUCAUAAGCCAAGUGGGUCUACAGAGUUUCCAGGAGGCUAUCUCUUUUGGAAUACCUAUACUGGGCUUCCCAAUGUUCGGCGACCAGGACUUCAAUGCUAGAAAGCUGGUCGAUUCAGGAGCGGGCAGAGCCAUGGAGUUCAAUGACAUCAGCUAUGAAAAUGUCUUCCAGAAUUUGGAGCAGCUGCUCACUAAUUCAAGCUACAAAGAGAACAUGAUGAAACUGUCACAAAUCACAAACGACAAGCCAAUGCCCGCCAUUGAGACAGCAGUCUGGUGGAUAGAGUACGUGUUGAGGCACAACGGAGCCAAUCACAUCAAGCCUGCAUCUAUGGAUCUGGCCUGGUACCAGUAUCACUGUUUGGACGUUAUUGCAGCUAUCUUGGGAGCCAUUUUAGCAGUAGUAUUGAUUGUUUUCUAUGUUUUACGGAAGAUUUUAACAGGAUUAACAAAUAGUAAAUUGAAAAGGCAUUGAAUGUGGGGUUGUUUUCUAUUAAAAGGAUUUUCAGAUAAUAAACUGACAUGUAACUUGUAGAUUUGAGAAAUAAUUAUUAUAAAGGAUUUAAACAGAAUUAUCAGAUAAUAAAUUAAAAGGCAUUGAAUGAAGGGUUGAUUUUAGUUCACUUUAGGUAUCCGUGCCGUUAUUGUGGAUAUGUAUUGAUAAAGAAAUAUUAUGAAGGAUUUUAACAGAAUCAUUAGAUAAUUAAUUGAAAAUGCAUUGAAUGUGUAGUUAAUUUUUGUAAUUUCAGUAUGGAUUGUUUUCUAUGUUUUAUGGAAUAUUUUAACAGGAUUAACAGAUAGUAAAUUAAAAAGGCAUUGAAUGUAGGGUUGUUUUCUAUUAAAAGGAUUUUCUUUUAAAAAAAAUUGAAAAGGCAUUAAAUGUAGGGUUGAUUUAGUUCACUUUAGGUGUCCGUGCCGUUAUUAUGGACUUGUAUUGAUAGAAAAAUAUUAUAAAAGAUUUCAACAGAAUUAUCAGAUAAUAAAUUAAAAGGCAUUGAA
This is a messenger RNA of Nilaparvata lugens (brown planthopper), 2348 nucleotides long. Its product is annotated as UDP-glycosyltransferase UGT5. NCBI's taxonomy places the organism in Eukaryota, Metazoa, Arthropoda, Insecta, Hemiptera, Delphacidae. Gene Ontology annotation, molecular function: UDP-glycosyltransferase activity. The record is from RefSeq and is a predicted model, not a curated record. Bases 265 to 1824 code for a protein of 519 amino acids. The transcript has 7 exons.